This is a messenger RNA of Chionomys nivalis (European snow vole), 4480 nucleotides long. It is a transcript of the gene Zfp37, whose product is annotated as ZFP37 zinc finger protein. The transcript is spliced from 5 exons. Gene Ontology annotation, molecular function: RNA polymerase II cis-regulatory region sequence-specific DNA binding; DNA-binding transcription activator activity, RNA polymerase II-specific. NCBI's taxonomy places the organism in Eukaryota, Metazoa, Chordata, Mammalia, Rodentia, Cricetidae. Gene Ontology annotation, biological process: regulation of transcription by RNA polymerase II. The record is from RefSeq and is a predicted model, not a curated record. The coding region runs from base 740 to 2572 and encodes 610 amino acids. Gene Ontology annotation, cellular component: nucleus.
CCGGGGUAUUAGCGACCUUAGUCGAGGACUGCUGUAAUUUUAAGGAAUCACUGUUCUGAAGGAUCCGCCUAGACAGUGAGGCUUGGGGGCAGGGGACGUCUGUAACUGUCACUGACAGCGAUUGAGUCUGGGUCUAGAAAGCUGGCAAGAUCAGAAAUGAGGGCUUUGUGAUGUACCUGAGAUGCGGAAGCCCUGUAAGGAUUAGCAUUUAGACUGAAUGGGAAGAGUCAUGAUAAGCAGCUGGGUAUUACAGGCUGUGGACAGUCAGAGGGGCAGGGUUGAGAUCUGGAGAGUUAGGUUUUUCGGAAUAUGUGAACACCAGAGGAUGGGGCCUUGGGGUCAGGGGUGGUGGUAUUUCCAGGAGUCCGAUCAACUGUCAGUGUCUUUCAGAGUUGGUGUUUUGUGUGCUGUGAUGGGUAGUGGGAUCCUGGAAGCUGAUGGGAUGAGAGUUGGUGGAAUAUGAGGUGUUUUAUAUUGAAGUGCUUAUGGGGAUGGUAUAUUGUUAUCUGGGGAGAAAAGAUACCAAUAAUCCUAACUGUCUCGUUAGUGGCGGGGUUCUUGGUAGGAAUUAUUAAUAAUUAUUAAAAGUCCUUUAUGAUUUUAUGACUAGAAUCCUGAGGUCAAGAGCUUGUGAGGUUGCUGGUCUUAAAGACAAGGCUCUGUGAGGUCACUGACUGGAGUUCAAUGGAGGGUAUGAUUGUUUUGUGAAGAAUGGCGGCUGGGAACCUCUGUGGAGAGGAUGUAUGUGAAGAAAGAAUGGGAGCAGCUGAAACCUGCGCAGAGGAACUUAUCAAUGGGUAAGAACAAUUCCCCAUCACUUGGAUUGUGUUCACUGCAAUCCCUUCUGCCUCAAGUCUCAAUGGGAAAUCAAGAUCCCAAACAAGGCAUGAUCUCUAAGUUGGAAAAAGAAGAAGAGCCAUCAUCACUGGGAGAGGCGAAAACAACCAGCCCACAUGGUGUGAGCAAAAUAGCACGACCCAAGGAAUCAGAAGCCAAUGAAAAGCUUCCUCUACCCGUGUUCGAAGUCCAACAAGAUGAUGAUCACAUAGAGGAAAAGCAGAAAUCUCGAGGCAAGCUCAUUGAGGAAGCUACAUUCAAGAAGAAAAAUUCAACUAGUAAGAAAAGCAGCGCAUGUGCUUUGUUGGAGAAAAAAAAAGUCAGUACAAAACAUGUUCCUUCAAAAAAAAAGCUUCCGAAAUCUGAUUCACAUGGAAAGAGCUUAAAGCAGAAUUUAGAUUUACCUGAUCAGAUUAAAAACACUACAAAAAAGAAAUCUGAUACAGCUAAAGAACACACAAAAUCAUUCAGCCAAACCAUAUCUGAUACAGCAAAAGAUAAAAUUCCAGCUAGAAAGAAAUGUGAGAAAAUCCUCAACAAAAAGUCACCUGGUAAAGGUGACAGAAAUUACACUGGCAAGAGAUGUGAGGAGGUGUGCCAUCGUAGCCCAUCUCAUGGUAAAGAAGAUGAGCUCCAGACUGGAGAGAGACAGAAAUCGUCUAGCCGUAGUUCACCUACCAAGUCUGAGAAAGCUCCAGCUUCUGGGAAGCCUUAUAAAUGCAAUCACUGUGGGAAGGUCCUCAGCCAUAAACAAGGGCUCGUUGACCAUCAAAGAACUCAUACCGGGGAGAAACCAUUUGAAUGUAAUGAGUGUGGAAUAGCUUUUAGCCAGAAGUCCCACCUGGUUGUACAUCAGAGAACUCACACUGGAGAAAAACCAUAUGAAUGUGUUCAGUGUGGCAAAGCUCAUGGUCAUAAACAUGCCCUCACUGACCAUCUAAGAGUUCAUACUGGAGAAAAGCCCUACGAAUGUAAUCAGUGCGGAAAAACCUUUAGACACAGCUCAAACCUUAUGCAGCAUGUAAGAUCGCACACAGGUGAGAAGCCUUAUGAGUGUAAGGAAUGUGGCAAAUGCUUUAGAUAUAAUUCAUCUCUUACUGAACAUGUGAGAACACACACAGGUGAAAUACCAUAUGAAUGUAGCGAAUGUGGCAAAGCUUUUAAGUAUAGUUCAUCCCUGACUAAACACAUGCGAAUUCAUACUGGCGAGAGACCAUUUGAAUGUGAUGAGUGUGGGAAAACUUUUAGCAAAAAGUCCCACCUGGUUAUACAUCAGAGAACUCAUACAAAGGAGAAGCCUUAUAAGUGUGAUGAGUGUGGGAAAGCCUUUGGACACAGUUCAUCCCUUACUUACCAUCUGCGAACUCAUACAGGCGAUUGCCCCUUUGAAUGUAAUCAGUGUGGUAAAGCCUUUAAGCAAAUCGAAGGCCUUACUCAACACCAGAGAGUUCACACUGGUGAGAAACCCUAUGAAUGUCCCGAGUGUGGGAAAGCCUUUAGUCAGAAGUCACACCUCAUUGUGCACCAGAGGACUCACACAGGGGAGAAGCCCUUUGAAUGCUAUGAAUGUGGGAAGGCGUUCAGUGCGAAAUCCCAGCUUGUUAUACACCAGCGAUCCCACACUGGAGAGAAACCCUAUGAAUGUGCUGAGUGUGGGAAAGCCUUUAAACAGAACGCUUCUCUUACCAAACAUAUGAAAAGUCACUCAGAAGAGCAAUCUAAUGAGGAAAAUUAAUGUAGGAAAUCUGACGACUGACUGGUUUGGUCUUGUUCAAUGUUAAAAGAUGGUCUCAACUUGAUGUAGGUUAGAAAAUCUUUUUUAAGGACAUUAUUCCUUGUUAUACAUGAGAGAAUUUGAAUGUGGAUCUUUACAUAAUAGCAAUGGAUUAAUAAUAAAAUUUAAAAUUGAUCCUAAACCUAUACAGAAAAUACUGUAUUUUUACACUUGUUAUAAAUUAUCUCCAUAUUAGUACAAAAUAUGAAUCUUAAAAAAUGUAAAUAAGGAUUUGGGGAGAUAACUUAAUCAGUAAAAUUAUUCCUGAGCAAGUAUGAGGACCUGAAUUCCACACUUAGAAUCCCUGUUAAAAGCUAGAUGUGGGGGCAUGUGCUUGCAAUCUCAGAACUGGGAAAGUUGAGACAGGAGAGUCCCUGAAACUACCUGACCAGACAGACUAGCCAAAUUUGCAAGCCAUAUGUCACAGGGAGGAAAUCUGCUUUAAAACAAGAUACAGUUAUCCUGAGGAAAAUACAUUUGACAUUCGGCCUGCACAUAUGCACUCACACAUAUGACCACACACAUACAAAAUUGUGAAAAUAUUAUUAUAGUAACAAAUGACCAGUAAAAUAUGCCAAGAAUUCAUUAGCUAGUAGUCUGUUGUGUACCGAAGCACCAUAAUUAGUAUUUAAUCUGUAUUUCUGCUUUUGCAUACUUACUGCCUUGUGUAAAAUAAAAGUGUGGUUAUCCCCUCUGGUAUGAUCUAGCUUUCUUUGCUAAUGUCUAUGUUGGCUCUGAAUCAGUAGAAAACUUACUAGGUUUUUUUUUUUUUUUUUAAGUAGCAUCUCACUGUGUAGUCCUAACUAGCCUAGAACUUGCUAUGUAGACCAAACUGGCUUCAAACUAACAGAGAUGUGCUUGUCUCUGCCUCCCAAGUGCUGGGAUUAAAGGCUUGAAUAGAAAAUUUUAAGGGGUUUUGUCUAGAUGUUGUUAAUGAGAGGUUAAGGAAAAGCUGAAAAAAUGUGCUGGUAGAGAAUGAUGCUCAAGUUAUGUUGUUAAGCACAGACAGUGGAUAUAGUAAUUCUCACUGUGGACAAACAGGGUGUGUUUGCCUGUCUUUUCCUGCCUCUUUGUGUACAAAUGUAAUUAUACUCAUAUAUUUGUAUAUGAAUAGACUUGUUUUUUUAAUCCAGAAGAAACUUUAGUGGUUACCACUGAACACAGAAGUACAGGAUUGAGGUCUGACAGUUUUAUCGUGUACAUGUGUUAUAUUCAAAUAUAUAUUAAAAUACUUUUAUAUGCACAAAUUAGCACAGUUAAAAAAUACAGCUAAGUCCAUUCCACAGUGUUUGACAAAGUAACAAGGUUUCUAUGCUCAUUUAUGAACAAUGAAUUUGUGGUAUAUGGCACUAAACCUUGAUAUUGAAUUCACACAAAGAUUGUCCUUUUGAACACAGAUUUUGUUAACAUAACGAUUCACAACUGUAACAGUAUUUUAUUUCCCUUGUUUGCUAUUAAACUGAAGAAUAAUUCUGGGUACAGAUGAAUGAAAGUGGUAUUUUGAACCAUCAUUCCAUUUUAUUUCAUAUUCAGAGUCUUCAUUAACAAAUGUCUUAGUCACGGAUUUCAGCUGUACUGCAGCAAAUGCCUCCAUACCUUGUUCUUGCCCAGUGAGCAGAUACUGUUGAUGGAUCACUCACUCUGCUUCUCUCAGAGUGUUUCAGAAUGUCAAGCAUGCACUCCAGGAGGUUCUGCCUGUCAGUUUGACUUUGUUCAAGAGACCUGUCUGCCAUUUCAUGCUUUACUAGCUGGUGUCUAACUGCUGUGAUCAAACACCAUGACGAAAAGCAACUUGGGGAGAAAGGGGUUUAUUUCAUCUUAUGGCUUCUAGUCCGUUCUCCAUGGAAGCCAGGGCAGGAACUGAAGGCA